Molecule: messenger RNA, 2149 nt
Organism: Paramecium octaurelia
Lineage: Eukaryota; Ciliophora; Oligohymenophorea; Peniculida; Parameciidae
Source: the annotation of a GenBank genome assembly
UGAUAUGUCAUCUUGCAAGACAAAUGAAUGUCAAAGACAGCCUCUUCUUGCUUUAUAUGAUAAAAUAAGCAGAUUAAAAUCAUUGGAUCGAAUUUUGAUUAAUACAGGCUCUAAUUUUAAAGCAAAAUCACCAUAAAAAUCACCUGACAUUAGGGCAAUUCUUGAUCAUUCUAAACUUUCUAUUGAAAGAUCAAAAUCCUCCAAAGCAAUUGACUAAUAAUUAAACCAUUAAAAACGAGAUUAGAAAAAUGACAUACGAAAAGAAGGCCAGCUUUUGCAAUUAUAUUUAAUGUGUAUGCAUAAUUCAUUAUAAAACCAGAGAUUAGUAAUUAAUUUAUAAAAGAAAGCAAAGAUAAUAGAACCGAUAAGUGUCUUCAACUUCUUGAGCCAACCUUUGUACAUUAAAUAUGUAUGAAAUCAGAUUUAUUAACUUAGUAAACUUAAAUUCAUUAAUUCCAAUAAACCCAAACUUAAAAGCAAAUAUAAAUUUUCAAGAUAUCAACAAGAAUUCUGCAUUGCAUUAUGCAGUAUUGAAUGAAAACGUCUCACUUGUGUAAGCUUUGAUUUUCAAGCAAAUUUAAAUAGACAUAGUAAAUUCUGAACAUAUCACCCCUUUUAUGCUGGCUUGCAUUCAGUAAACUUUGAUUUAAUUUUAAAAGCGGCCAUAAAGACAUAAUUCUUAUUUUGUAUGAGGAAGGAGCAGAUAUCAAUCAUUCAGAUAAUAAGGGAGAUACCUCGCUUCAUUAUGCGUGUAGAUUUAAUUAGAAAGAAGUAGUUGAGUGCUUAUUAAAGAUGAAUGGAAUUUAAAUAAGAAAAAAUAAUGAAUAAAAAAUACCAGAAUCUUAUACAAAUCAAUUAGAAAUUCAGAAGUUGUUUUAAAACUACCAUUUAUCAACAAAAGGUAAGAGAAGUAGUAAUUCAGAGAAAAGAACAAAAGAGAUUAAAAUUUAAAAUAUUUUGACAGAGUACCUCAAAAAAUCCAAAAAAUGUGAAUCAAAAGGAACUUCGACUCCUCUAGUUAAAUUAUAAAAUGAAUUAAAAUAACAAAGUGUAAAUCAAUAAACCAAUCAAUUAAAUCAACUUUUAAUAAAUACUUCAUCUACUAUUGAUUCUUUGAAACAGUCAAAAUCUAAAGUGGAUGAAAGAGUAGGGCCACAAUAAUUUUAAUUGGUUGGACUCUUAGGCAGAGGAAGUUUUGGAGAAGUAUACCUUGUAUAAAGAUAGUAGAAGUUAUAUGCAAUGAAAGUUCUACGCAAAAGCUUAAUUUUCAGUAUAAAUCACAAUUUAUAUAAGAGUAAAAUAUUUGUAGAUAUGCAAUAACUGAGAGAAAUGUCUUAUCAGUAUCAUCACAUCCAUUCAUUGUAAAAUUAAGAUAUGCCUUUCAGACCUAGGAUAAAUUAUUUAUGAUAUUAGACUAUUGUCCUGGAGGUGACUUAGGUUAGAUCUUGACUAAGUAGAAACGACUGUCUGAAAAUAUAGUGAAGUUGUACAUGUGUGAGAUAAUAUUGGCAUUGGAGGAUCUCCAUAAAAGAGAUAUACUCUUUCGAGAUUUGAAGCCAGACAACAUUGUACUCGAUUCAGAAGGUCAUGCCUUGAUAACAGACUUUGGCCUAUCAAAAGAAGGAAUUUUUGAUGCUGAUAGAGGAGCCUAAUCCUUUUGUGGUUCAGUAGCAUAUUUAGCUCCGGAAAUGCUGUAAAGGCAAGGACAUGGGAAAGCUCUGGAUUGGUAUUUACUUGGAGUUGUUAUGUAUGAACUCUUAACUGGAUUACCUCCUUUUUAUUCAGAUGAUAAAGAUGUCUUAUUUAACAAUAUUUAGAAUGGGGAGCUUCAAAUUCCAAAUUACAUUUCUGUUGAAGGUAAGAACCUUUUGAAAGCAGUAAGAUAUUAUUAAUUCUUUAGCUAUUGAACAGAAAUCCAGUAAGUAGAUUGGGUUCAGGAGAAGGAGAUUAUUUGGAAGUGAAAUAACAUCCUUAUUUUCACGACAUUAAUUGGGAUAAAGUACUCAAUAGAGAACUCAAGAUGCCAAAGCCUACUAAUAAUAAGGUAUAUAUGAUAUCAAAAGGGGCUUAAAAUGUGUUUGAUUUGCAAAGUUUUAUUGAAAUAGAAAAAUCUCAUGUUGAUGGAUGGUCAUACAUUCAUACAGAAUGA